Messenger RNA from Bipolaris zeicola 26-R-13, 168 nucleotides. RefSeq lists its product as uncharacterized. Lineage: Eukaryota; Fungi; Ascomycota; Dothideomycetes; Pleosporales; Pleosporaceae. The transcript has a single exon. The annotation marks the transcript as partial. The record is from RefSeq and is a predicted model, not a curated record.
GAGAACGUGUACAACAUGGACGAGACAGGUGUGAUGUUAAGCAUGCUUGGCUCCCUUAAGGUUCUCGUAGGUAGAGACGACCUGCGCACCUACCGAGGCGCGGGCGUCAAGCGGACGAUGGUCACCGCGAUCGAGUGCAUCUCCGCGGACGGUAGGUACUGCGUGUAG